Messenger RNA from Salvia miltiorrhiza (redroot sage), 1350 nucleotides. RefSeq names its product 2,3-bisphosphoglycerate-dependent phosphoglycerate mutase 1-like. NCBI's taxonomy places the organism in Eukaryota, Viridiplantae, Streptophyta, Magnoliopsida, Lamiales, Lamiaceae. The record is from RefSeq and is a predicted model, not a curated record. The coding region runs from base 173 to 1222 and encodes 349 amino acids. The transcript is spliced from 8 exons. Gene Ontology annotation, biological process: glycolytic process. Gene Ontology annotation, molecular function: intramolecular phosphotransferase activity.
GAAAAAGCCUUCAUUAAAGCCCAUAAACAAAUUGCCGGCGAAGCCCAUUUCAACACAGUAACCCGCCAAAAUCAAUAAAUUAGACGACACGUCCCAACAACCACCGGCCGGCCGCCGAUUUCCGCCGCCGAAGCUCCGACGAUCUUUAUUUCAAGGGCUUUAAAUUUCAAGAAUGACUGCUGUUGCUGCUAGUGCUCUUUAUCAAUCUUUCUGCUCAAAAUGUAUAGUUAGAGAGGGUUGCCAUUCUCAUUCUUGUAAGAGAUUUCAAGAAUUGUCCAUUAGAUCACCUCAAGUUGGUUUUUGGGGCGAUAACAAGGGCUAUGUAGGAAAAAGAAACAGCUAUAGACUAUCUAGAUUGCAUUUUUUCUGUUCAUCAAAGCGGCUGCAUCCAGUUUCUUCCGUUUCCUCUACCAAGAGCCAUUCUUAUAGUUCUCAGACUGCAGAGAAUGAGUCUGUUUUGAUAUUGAUGCGGCAUGGAGAGUCAAUGUGGAACGAGAAGAAUCUUUUCACUGGUUGUGUGGAUGUGCCCUUGACGAGUAGAGGAGUGGAAGAAGCAAUUGAAGCUGGGAAGAGAAUUAGCAACUUUCCUUUGGACAUCAUCUACACGUCAGCAUUGAUCCGUGCUCAAAUGACAACUAUGCUUGCCCUAACACAACACCACUGCAUGAAGGUUCCUAUAAUUAUGCAUCAUGAUGAGACUGAACAAGCAAGGACGUGGACCCAGAUUUACAGUGAAGACACUAAGAAGCAAUCUAUUCCCGUCAUCAAAGCAUGGCAACUGAACGAGAGAAUGUAUGGGGAGCUACAAGGUUUUAAUAAGCAGGAAACAGCUGAACUGUAUGGCAAGGAGCAAGUUUACAACUGGCGCAGAAGUUAUCACGUUCAGCCACCAAACGGGGAGAGCUUAGAGAUGUGCUUGGGGAGAGCCGUUGCCUUCUUUAAAGAGCAUAUUGAGCCUCAGCUUUUGAGGGGAAGACAUGUGAUGGUCGUAGCUCAUGCAAAUUCACUGAGGUCUAUAAUCAUGUAUCUUGAUAAGCUGACUUCGGAAGAGGUUAUAAAUUUAGAGCUCUCAACUGGUGUACCUAUGCUCUACAUCUAUAAAGAGGGACACUUCAUUAGGAGAGGAAGUCCUCAUGGAUCUUCUGAAGCUGGAGUCUAUGCUUAUACAGAGAGCUUGGCUGUGUAUCGGCAAAAAUUAGUCGAAACUCCCAAUGAAUCAUGAGACGAGAUAUCGUCAUACUAAAAAUAUUUUCAAUAUGUUGUGUUACACAUUAAUUUUUUUAUUUCUAUUUUUGUCAGUUUCAAUAUCUAUUUUGUUCAAUGCAUUUGAAAAUAUUGCUUUGUGGAGUA